Molecule: messenger RNA, 6754 nt
Organism: Parasteatoda tepidariorum (common house spider)
Lineage: Eukaryota; Metazoa; Arthropoda; Arachnida; Araneae; Theridiidae
Source: RefSeq, a predicted model, not a curated record
ACUGUACCUCUUAAUAGAAACAAAAGACGAAGAUCAAACCGAAUAAAUUCAGCAGAUGAAUUGAUUGCCUCAGAAAAGCAAUCUAAAGAAUACUGCAAAUCUGAAGUUACAUUUGAGAAAUAUAAAGCAAAAGCCGUGACUAAUUCUACAGAAACUGACAUACCUGUUUGUGAACUUGCUGAUCCAAAUGGAGUCCUUUUUUCCCCUAUUUAUUGUCUCUUGGAUGAAGAAACAGCUGGAAAUACUGCAAAUAUUCAAUCUGAUGCAAAUCAAAAGCUGAUUUGUAACUCCACAUUACCAUAUGCAGCUGAAUUUCCAACUGCUGAAGAAGCAGAAGUGGCUGAAGAUUGGGAUAACACAUUUGAUCCUUACUUUUUCAUUAAACAUUUACCCCCUCUAACAUCAGAGAUGAGAGCCAGAGGGCCAGCUUUGCCUCUGAAAACUCGAAGUAGCCCUGAAUUUACUCUUGUUCUAGAUUUGGAUGAGACUUUAGUUCAUUGCAGUUUAGAAAAAUUAGAAGAUGCGUCAUUCUCUUUUCCUGUUUUGUUCCAAGAAAGCGAAUACCAGGUUUAUGUUCGGACCCGUCCUUUUAUUGUUGAAUUUUUGGAAAGGGUUUCUAAGUUGUUUGAAAUUAUAAUAUUUACUGCUUCAAAAAAAGUUUAUGCUCAGCAUCUUCUAAAUCUUUUGGAUCCUAAGCGGAAACUUAUUAAGUAUCGGUUGUACAGGGAACAUUGUGUUUGCAUUGCUGGAAAUUAUAUCAAAGAUCUUACUGUUUUGGGUAGAGAUCUGGCUAAAACAAUCAUCAUUGAUAAUUCUCCACAAGCAUUUGGUUACCAACUAGAGAAUGGCAUACCUAUUGAAAGUUGGUUUGCGGACAAAGGUGAUAAUGAAUUAAUGAAGCUUGUUCCAUUUUUGGAAAGUCUAGCAUUUAUGAAUGAAGACGUUCGACCCCACAUUCGACGAAAAUACCACCUUUCCAGUUUUUUGCCUCCAGAUUAAAUUAAACUUGUUUACUCUCAUUAUGUAUCUCAUUAAGUCAUUUUUAUAUUCGACUUUUUGUACAAAAAUCAUUAGUGCAUUGUAAAUAUCCCUGUUACACUUCUCAUUGCAUAUAUUUUUAAAAAUUCACUUUGUGUACAUAUCUUUUAGCUGAAAUCGCUUAUCUGACCAUAUGUUCUUGAGCAUUGCAGAGAUAAUUGUUGUUUAGUUUAGAUAAUAAUGAGAGUUUUAAAGAUUGUUAUUGAUAUAAGUUUUAAAGCAAAUAUUAGUCAAUUCAAUAAUGUAUUUGUCUUGUCAAUUUUUUUGGUUCAGUAGCAAUGUUUUUAAAAUCUGUUAAGUUUUUUCUUUAUCGCAAGAAUUACUGUGUAUUGUGUAAUAUCAGCAUUCAACAAGAGUUUUGUUUUUAAACAGAAACUUUUAAUACUAUUCGUGUUUUGAGAAAGAGUAAUUCACCUUUAAUUUCUUUUUAAUUCUAAAAUGUUUCCAAUUGCAUUUGCUUCAUAUCACCAUUAUUUAAUACAUUUUUUGUUAAAAAAUUAUUUGAUUAAAAACUUUAGUAAAUUUUUAUGAUACUGAAAUAUUUUAGAGAAGAACUAAAUCAAGCAAACAAUCAAGCAAAUUCAAAGUAAUAUGUAAAUCUGAAUCUUUGUUUAUAUCCUAAUUUCAAAUUUUGUCCAUUUAAGUAUAUUUUACAUAAUCAGUAUUGAAUAUAAUAUUGGAAGUUUUUUAUUUUUCAAUAAAAAAAAUUUUACUGAAAAAAAAGAUGAAUAGAUUUCUGAUUAAAAUUUUUCCGAUUGUUUCUUUAUGAUAGUAUUAUUUCAAAUACUUUCAAUGCUCAUUAAAAAAUUUUAAGAACUUAACAAGAUUCUUUCAAUAUUCAAACAUUUGCUUGAUCAGUACAGAGCCUAUUAUUUACUAUUCUAAAAUCUGGAGUGAUCAAAAAUCCAUGCUGCUAAUUUAAAUUGCUAAAGAAACUCAAAAGAUAAGUUUCUGUUUAAUUAAAAGACAACAGUAUCAAAAAAUUAGAAUAAAUUAUAUGAAAACUGUAUGAACUGAAACUGAAAAAUUAUAUGAAAUAUAUUUUUUAUUUAUUUGACUCCUUUCUGAUUUUUCUUAUGUAUAGAUUGUGUUAAUUGAUCUUAUAUUUCAAACGAUGUGAUGCAUAAUUUCCUUAUUUAUUGCUUUCUAAUAGCAUUCUAUAAUUCUAAUUUUAUUUUCUUUGGUAAGAAGCAUUUGUUAAUUAAUUAUGACAGCACUCUAAUGCAGUUUUAAGAAAUUUGAGAUGAAAAAUGAUUCCAGUCUUAUGUUUCUGCAUAACUGGUUUUUAACUAUAAAUAAUAAUUGCUAUAGUUUAUUUAUAGUUAUUUAUGUGAUGUGUGUAGAAUGUAGAAAAAGUUAAAAGAAAUCUAUUGUUUUCUAGUGAUUGCGUAAUAGUAAGUAGUAAUGUUAAGCGUGUCAGUUAGUGGUGUUAAUGUUGAUUAUGGCUGUUAACAGCAUAUUUUUCAUUUGUUACUAAUUAUUUAAAAUUUUGAACCAUUAUUUAAAAUAUUUUGACUGUUUUCAUAUAUCUUAACUACUUAAAUAUUUUUAACCCCUGCAUUCACUAUGUACAAAUACUAUUGCAUUCAUUUGUAAGGUACAAUCAAAGAAAGAAAAAAAAAAGAACUUAUUAACUUUUGAUGCAAUUAUCAAAUUUUUACCAGUGAUUGAAUAUGUAUUUUCAAACGCAUAAUUUACAUCAUGUUUUGUACAUUAUUAUUAUUAUGUAGUUAUUAAUACCAAAAAUGCAUUUUUUAAACAUGAAUUAAACUACUGGACCUAUAGCUCCAGAGGCAAUAAUUUUAAAAAUUAUUAUUUAUUAAUUAAGUGUUGUUUUUUUAAAAUUAUUUCAAAUUUUUUUUUUAGAUUUCAAAGUGAAGUUUUUGAAAUUAGGCAAUUUAACAUUACAUAAAAAUUAUUAGACUUCAACCUGGUAAGUCUAAGAUCAAUAAAGUCAUAAAGAUCAGUAAACCACUAACAUUUAUCAACUAGCUUUGACACAAAUUAAACAGCUACAACAUUGCAAUUAUUUUUAUGAGAGGAGGUUAUAGAUUUUUUAAUUGUUAAAAAAUUAAAUUCAAUGAAAGUCGGAAGUCUUUUUAUUUUUGAUGAGAAAAUUGGUUGUUGUAUUUUUGUUUUAUCAAAGAUUCUAUAUCAAGAUUUGUAAAAUAUCUUCCUAAUGCUGAUCUGUAAGAUGCGUUCUUGUUUUUGACUUAAUGUUUUUCAUUUGACUAAACAACUAUUCACAUAUGAGGAUACUUUCAGAAAUAGAAGACAUGAGCAGUGCAUGUUUAAUAAAUUAUUUCUAGAUACUUGUGUUUGGACACAUACUUUGAAUAAAAUUCAAUUAAUGAAAGAAUUUCAAGAGUCAUUUUAUUGCACAGCCACAUUGCAAAUCUACAAAUUCUAAUUAAAGUUCAGGCAGAACACUAUUAAUGCUUACCAAGAAUGAUGAGAAUAUAUUCAUGAAAAUGUCCUUAAAGGGGAAGUCAGAAAAUCUGAUUUUGAACUCUUCCAGAUUUGAAAUGCACUGUACAUAAUUGUCUGUGUUCCAUGUUGCAUUUUUUCAAUGCCUCAAUUUGCAAAAGUGAAUUGAAAUUUUUUCUAAUAGCAAUAAUUAUUUCACAAACUCAUAAAGAUUAUGAAUAAGUCUGGCUUUCUUCAGUCAACUGUAGUUUGGAUCAGUGAGAUGACCUGUAAUAUCAGCAAGGAAUGCAAAAUCUCUUAACUGCUUCACAUAAUUGAAAUUUUGUUUGGAUUUCAUGAAUAACUGAACUUUAACCUUCAAUGAAAAUAGGCACAGAAGUGUCUUCCCUCGACUCAACUAACAUACUUCAGUGUGAUACACAACCUCAAUAUGUUCAGCUUCUAAAUCGCUCAAGAGCUGUUGAAAUUGCCUGAGAUUAAGGCCUUCAGACCAUCUAAAAUUAGCUACUUUUACAGCAUCAGUUAUCAAAUGCUCAAAGUUUGAGAAAGGCAUCUUGCACAAAUUUCCUUGGUGGAUGAUACAGUGAAAAAUCAUCAUAGCCUUAUUUCCACAUGCCAUCACAUCAGAUUUGAGUAAUGGCUCCUGUCUUCCGUCCAGUCAUAUAAGGAGCAUCAUGUGUGCUUAUGGCAGAUAUUUUAUACAAGUUUCGCUGAUAUUUGGCCUAAGCUUCUGACAAACUUGAAUAAAAAUCUGAUCCCCAAAGUGCAAUAACACUAGCUCAUUCCUCUACAAUUAAGAAGCUUUCAGCAAUACCACCAAUAAAAAUUGCUACUUGUGCUAUAUCCAUUGCAUCUGUUAAUUCAUGCAUCGAUACAGAAUGAAACGCAAAGUCUUUGCAUUUCGAUUUUAACUAACUGAAUAUAUCUGCCACCACCAGAUCUUCCAUUUGUCUUGCUACUGUCACACAAGGCAAGCUUAAGUUCAAAAUGGCUUGAUUCAGGGAUAGAUGAAGCACAUCAACUGCACAGUGAAGACAUUCUUUUACAAACUCUCUGUCUAUAGAGGGUUUUCCCUGGUUAGAAAUUUUUUCUGUUAUUAUGUAGCUUACGCGAACACUAUUUUCAGAUUCUCUAAUUACUCUGAAGAAAAAUUACUGCUGGCUAUUUAGUUUUGAUUUUAGUUUACUGAAUUUUCCGAUGCAGAAUAUUUACCUCUGUGCUUAGUUAAGUAAAGUUUUGUAAUGUUAUACUCUUUCAUCACUGCAACACUCGCGUUGCAAAUAAGGUAAACUGCCCUACCUCUAUGCUUACAGAAAAGUAAACAGAUGUCCACUUUUCUUUUAAAAAUCUCAUUUUUUCUUCAACUUUUCUCUUUUUUAUUAUCAUGACUAGCCAGUGUGUACUCGUUCAAAAACCAAACACUUUCGAAUUCAGAAACUGAAGGAAAUAUUAGUAAACCUAGCUUUAUUAAUGCACAAGCUCUUUAUCGUCAAACAAUCAUUGUAUUUAUAUCCACAUGUUUCUUCGUCUACUAAUAGUAACUUUUGACCAAAUUUUACUUCAUUAAUUUCUUCCCUCUCUUUUCCUAGUCUGAUUCAAGGAUGUCUCCAGUCUGAUAAAAAAAGUUUCUCUCUUCUUCCUAUUUUUUUUUUCUACCGCAGGUAUGACUGUGAAGUUCUUUCAAUUUAUUUUACAUUUCCUACAAAAAAGUUUUUCUUCCCACACAUUAAAGAUCCCUGCUUUAUAGUGUUGAAAAAAGAUUUUUGAUCAUGGUUUAGGUUCACAAGCUUUUUGCAUGUCAGGUGAGGCAGAGAAUGUAGAAUUCUGCUAUGGUCAAAAUUUGUCAAGAAAAUUAACAAUUUAAAUCAAAUUAUUGAAAAUGAUACUUUUACAGGAAAUAAAUUUUAGGUAAAUAUGUUUUAUAAUUCUGUGUAAUAAUUUUAUUGUACGCAAGUGCUUAAAAAAAGUAAUAAUGAGUUUUAACAUAUGACUGCCAUUUUAGCUAAACUACAAGUAUUGUCUUUCAAUUCGCUCCCCUAUCUUGAAGGUCAAAAAUUCAAAUCCCUAAAAAAAGAGGCACAUCUAUUCAAAUGAAAGCAUCUUUUUGGAACUGAAUUUGUUACUGAUAUAAAAAUUAGUAUCAAUUAAUUUACAUAUUUAAGCUUAUUCAUUCUACCAUAAGGAUAGAAUUAGUUAUAUUUUUAAUUACUGUGAUACUAAUUUCUGUUUUAAAAAUUAUAGCUUUGGUAGUUGCACAUGAUUUUUUUUCAACAGUUUUGAAUGUACACGUUUUUAUAUCUCUAUAAAUUUAAUUGAUAAGUUUUGUUAGUGAUUAUAUUGCAAUAUUAAAAUUCUGUAUCUAAGUGUCAUUUUUUAAAUCUUUUCUUUAUUAAAUCAAUUUAAUUUAAAACUGCUUAACUGUAUUAUCCUAUGUCGCAAUUGUAGGCCAAUAAUGACAGGAAUGCUUGAUUUGUUUUUCUUCUAGUUCUUAUUUUUCUGAUUACUAAAGGUUCUGUAUAAUUUAGACUUGAAAGAUGGAGUAAUAGAGAUAUACUCAUUAAGCAUCGAAAUUUUUUCAUAGAUAAUAUAAACAAAGUGACUGAAGGGGUUAUUUUUUAGCUAAAGAUUUUGUGCAAACAAUUGUCAUAAUAAGUGCAUUAUUGUAUAUAUAUGGUUUAGGGCUCAAGUUUUGAAUUGUAGCAUUUUUUAAGCUGCAAGUCUGAUUUAAGACUUUAUUAUUAUUAUUAAACUGUCUCCCUUAUAAUAGGCUUUAAAUUUUGGUCUCAAAAUGGUGUAAAGUAGAAAUUUAUAAUAAUAAUUAAUGUUUAAAGCCAAUCUUUGUAAAUUUUUAAAAGUUACUGUAAAACAACAAAUUAAAAACACUGAAAUAAGCAAAAAUGAAGCCAAUUUUUUAAUUAUCCAAAAGAAGCUCCCUUAAAUAUUAAUUUGUGUAUGCUUUUUGAAUACUUCAUUCCUAGUAAGGAUUUUAGGCAGUGAUUAUGGAAUCCCUUAGUUUGAACUCUGUACUAUGUUUUGGAACAAAUUUGCAAUAACGAUUACACUCAAAAUUUGAGCCAAUUUUCUCUAUUAUAUACAUGUUCAGUUAUUAAUUUGUUUUGACUGAAAUCAGUUUACUCAAAUGAUUCCAACAUUUUUUGGCUUUCGUUGGUUCAGACAUAUAUAUAUGUGUUCAAUGCAUUGCAUAUUUUGAUCAUCUACAAAUAUGGAAAGAAAUAAGAAGUAAUGAAAACUGUGUUGAAAAAAAUAAAGUCUUCGGUUUUUGUUGAAA